UGGGCUAGAAUAAAUAUUUCCUCUAUGUAUUAUCUGCAGUCAAGUACGGUCAUUUCUGGUUACUCUUGCUUUGCUCGGAGUUCAAAACAGACAGGUCAGAGAAGUUGAGAUAGAGGACAAGAGAUGAUCAAAAGUUGUCAUGAGACGCGCCCAAAUGAAAAGAGAACAUGCCUGGUGUGGUGGACGUUCGUCUGGCUGAGAGAGAACCCGCAGAGAAGAGGAGUCUGCUCUCAUGGGAGCAGAAAAACACUUGCAUUCUGCCAGAGGACCUGAGGGACUUCUACCUGACAACUGACGGCUUCACACUAACAUGGGCUGUUAAACUAGAUAAUGAAUGUGUUCCCCUUGGUUGUAUGACCAUCAACGGUGUGGCUAAACUGUGCCCGCUGCUCCAGCCUGUGUCCUUGUUCUCCCUUCCCAACGCUCCCUCUCUGGCUGACUUGGACUGGGAGGAAAAUAACUCUGAUGGAUUGGCACCUGGUCCUUCGUUGCCCCACUUUGAUUCACGGAGUCGCAUUUUUGAGCUCGAUUCUUGCGAAGGGAACGGCAAAGUGUGCCUCGUGUACAAGAACUGCACUCCAGGUGUCGUAGCACAACAGAGUGAGAUAUGGUUCCUUGACCGCUCGCUGUGCUGGCAUUUCCUGACCUCCACCUUCACCUCCUACUACCGACUGAUGGUCACACACUUGGGCCUGCCUGAGUGGCAAUACUCUUUCACCCCGUAUGGCCCAAGCCCUCGAGCAAAGCAGUGGGCGUCGCUCUACCGGCCGCUGACGUUUAAGAGCGAGCCGAUGACGACGGACCCUUCCGGAGACGCCCAUCUCAACCAGCUGGAUCCUAUAAAGGCAUUUAAAAGCAGAGCAAAAGUGUCCACUCCGAAGAAGAAACCAACGACGCAGGGCAGCUCUGGCAGUGCUGCAAAGAGCCAAGGCAGCGUGGGGAAGAACGUCGGCGUGAAACGCUGAUCCAAUAAUCUGGCAAGCUGGUGUCCUGAGCUGCGCUCUUAUUUAUUUAAAUGGUGUACACCACGUUAUUGAGGCAGAUCAUCAGAAGUGACAAACUCUUUUCUUUGGAAUAACAACAGCUUUAUUUCAUGUGAAACGUGGCAGGUUUAAGUUACAUCCAUGGAUGAAUACAAGCGUGAAGUAACAAUGCUGAAGGUUUGUGGCUGUAACAGUGCUGAAGCUUGCUUGAAGAACCAACAUUAACUAGGCAGGUCAACAAGAACUGCAAUCCAAGUGCUGCAUGUCAACUCUGAAACACUUUGUCGGCUGGAACACUUUUACUUUUAUUUUGAAGUUACUGCUACAAGAUCAGAUCCCUGUUGUGUAUCUGUAUUUAAGUAACAUGUACAGUACAUGUUUUACAACUUUUUUUAAAUUAAAACCCUUCAUUUAAAAUACAUUUGUAACAAAUUGUUUCAUUAUCUGGAAUAAAUUCAGUCAUCUAAAAGCACCAUGUUUUCAAG
This is a messenger RNA of Synchiropus splendidus (mandarinfish), 1468 nucleotides long. It is a transcript of the gene tpgs2, whose product is annotated as tubulin polyglutamylase complex subunit 2. The transcript is spliced from 7 exons. Gene Ontology annotation, biological process: protein polyglutamylation. NCBI's taxonomy places the organism in Eukaryota, Metazoa, Chordata, Actinopteri, Syngnathiformes, Callionymidae. The record is from RefSeq and is a predicted model, not a curated record. The coding region runs from base 168 to 965 and encodes 265 amino acids.